Messenger RNA from Kazachstania africana CBS 2517, 909 nucleotides. It is a transcript of the gene SPC34, whose product is annotated as Spc34p. Gene Ontology annotation, biological process: attachment of spindle microtubules to kinetochore. The record is from RefSeq and is a predicted model, not a curated record. Gene Ontology annotation, cellular component: DASH complex; spindle microtubule. The transcript has a single exon. The coding region runs from base 1 to 909 and encodes 302 amino acids. NCBI's taxonomy places the organism in Eukaryota, Fungi, Ascomycota, Saccharomycetes, Saccharomycetales, Saccharomycetaceae.
AUGAGCCAAUCUCUAAACUCAUGUAUCAAUGAGAUCAACCAUGCGGUGGACUCUCUAUCUGGACUUAAGUUCAAACCUCCAGGAAUUUUUCACAACGCAGUAAUACAUCAUAUCGUAUCUGACAAAGAUAAAAGAAUCACAAAACUUCUUAGAGAUGGUAUUGAAAGAGAGGAACUUUCCCUAUUCAAAAUUGAUCCAAAAGAUGGAAUAUUAAGAAGAAGAGAUGGUAAGGAAGGGGUAUUUGAUCAUCUUACUGAACGCGAUGUAAGAGCUAGGAGAAAUCGAAGAUUAGGAGCCAUUGAUUCACAUCCUGUCAUUCAAAUUCCGAAGGACUUUUAUCUGAAACAACAUGACAGUGAACUAUCAAAUAAAAGGAGAAGAACAAAGAACAAUAUGUUCUUAGAUGUGGAUAAUGCUACAUCAACAAAAAUAUCUAAUAAUACUACCGGUGCUUUCAAACUGUUAUUUUCAAAGUUUAAAGAUGAUGAGGAAGUUACGCGAUUGUUGCAUGCACUGCAGAAUGGAAGUGUUUUUAUAGAAGAUGAUUCUACGCCGGGACAAAGCAAUAAAAGAAGAACUACAAUGUUUGUAGAGGAUUUCUCAUCCAGUUUAAUAUUCAAGGUUCUGAACGAAAUAGACAACUUAUGGUCCUUGGCUGAUUUUAAAGACGAGUACGUUGUGCUUCAAGAAGCAUAUAACGAAUUAGUUUCUCAAACAAAUAUGCUAAGAAGUGAAAUCAAGACACAAGAGAAUGAAAUAGAGCAACAAACCCGUACGAAAUAUAAUAUCUCUCCUUCUGCUGACGUUUCAAGAUUGAUAGCCAAGAAAAGAAGGGAAAUAGAAGAAAUGGAAGCUGAAAUUAAAAACAUCGAAGCAACAAAGAUAAACGAAAACUCAACCACAGAAUGA